Molecule: messenger RNA, 2052 nt
Organism: Salarias fasciatus (jewelled blenny)
Lineage: Eukaryota; Metazoa; Chordata; Actinopteri; Blenniiformes; Blenniidae
Gene: acsl5
Product: acyl-CoA synthetase long chain family member 5
Exons: 20
Coding region: 1-2052 (683 amino acids)
Biological process (GO): long-chain fatty-acyl-CoA biosynthetic process; positive regulation of long-chain fatty acid import across plasma membrane; fatty acid metabolic process
Cellular component (GO): mitochondrion; endoplasmic reticulum; membrane
Molecular function (GO): arachidonate-CoA ligase activity
Source: RefSeq, a predicted model, not a curated record
AUGGACGCCGUCAUCCAGUGGCUGUUCUCCCCUCUCCCCACCCCGGUCGUCUUCUCCCUGCUGGCCCUGGGAGUUGCCACCUUGUACCUGCUCAGCACUCGGCCCAGUCCCCUGCGGAGCCCCGCCGACCUCAACUGCCAGUCUGUGGGCAUCAAGGAUGGGGCGAGAAAGACGGCUUUGGUGGAGGGGAACAACAACCUGAUGGCGUACCUCUACAGUGAUGCCAAGACCCUUUAUGAAGUUUUCCAGCGGGGUCUGAGAAUUUCAGGUAAUGGACCGUGCUUGGGCUACAGAAAACAAGGGAAGCCGUACCAGUGGCUGAAAUACAAGCAGGUGUCCGACAGAGCGGAGCACCUGGGGUCAGGCUUCCUUCACAAGGGUCUGCAGCCGAACUCGGACACCUUUAUUGGCAUCUUUGCCCAGAACCGACCUGAGUGGAUUAUUGGCGAGCUGGCAUGUUACACCUACUCCAUGGUAGCAGUUCCCCUGUACGACACCCUGGGUCCUGAGGCUCUCGUGUUCAUUAUCGACCAAGCUGAGAUCUCCACUGUGCUCUGUGACAAUCAGAGCAAAGCGGAAACUCUGCUGCAGAAUCGGGAGAAAGGCCAGACUCCGGUCCUCAAAACCAUCGUGGUCAUGGACUCCUUCAGCUCCGAGCUGGUCGAGCGAGGGACCAAGUGUGGGGUGGAGCUCGUGUCCAUGAAGGACAUGGAGGCACUGGGGAAAAGUAACCAUCAGAAGCCAAUUCCACCAAAGCCAGACGAUCUCAGCAUAGUUUGUUUCACCAGUGGCACAACAGGAAACCCCAAAGGCGCGAUGUUGACCCAUGAGAAUGUGGUGUCUGAUGCUGCAGGCGUGCUCAAAAACAUAGAGGCGUCGAUAGUUCCCUCCACAGAAGACAUCAGCAUUUCCUUCCUGCCUUUAGCACACAUGUUUGAGAGAAUCGUGCAGACGGUGGUCUACAGCUGUGGAGCGAGGGUGGGAUUCUUCCAGGGAGACAUCAGGCUGCUGCCGGACGACAUGAAGACGCUGAAGCCCACCAUCUUCCCCGUCGUGCCCCGACUUCUCAACCGUGUCUAUGACAGAGUUCAGAGUGGAGCCAAGUCGUCAUUCAAGAAGUGGCUGCUGAACUUCGCCGUGGAGAGGAAAUACGCUGAAGUGAAGGAGGGGAUCAUCCGCAAAAACAGCAUCUGGGACAAGCUCAUUUUCCACAGGGUCCAGGAGUCUCUCGGGGGGCGUGUGCGAAUCCUGGUGACCGGAGCGGCGCCCAUAUCGCCGCCUGUUCUCAACUUCCUCAGAGCAGCUUUGGGCUGCCAGAUCUUUGAAGCUUACGGCCAGACGGAGUGCACAGCCGGCUGCACCUUCACCCUGCCCGGAGACGCCACCUCAGGUCAUGUCGGCGUGCCGCUGCCGUGUAAUCACGUCAAGUUGGUGGACGUGGAGGAAAUGAACUACUUUGCUUCGAAUGGUGAAGGCGAGGUUUGCAUCAAGGGGAAAAAUGUCUUCAAGGGUUAUUUAAAAGACCCUGAGAAGACCGCCGAGGCCUUGGAUGAAGACGGCUGGCUGCACACUGGAGACAUUGGAAAAUGGCUUCAGAGCGGUGUGCUGAAAAUUAUUGACCGCAAGAAGAACAUCUUCAAGCUGGCUCAGGGGGAGUACAUCGCCCCGGAGAAGAUCGAGAACGUGUACGUCCGCAGUGAACCCGUGGCCCAGGUGUUUGUGCACGGGGACAGCCUGCAGUCCAGCCUGGUCGCCGUCGUCGUUCCCGACCCGGAGGUCCUGCCAGGCUUCGCCAAAAACCUCGGCUGCCACGGAUCCAUCGAAGAACUCUGCAAAGACGCAAAAGUCAAGAAAGCCAUCGUUUCAGAUCUGAUCAAACUGGGAAAAGAAGCAGGACUCAAGUCCUUUGAGCAGGUGAAGGACGUGCACCUCCACCCGGAGCAGUUCACCAUCGAGAACGGCCUGCUGACUCCCACUCUGAAAGCCAAGAGAGCCGAGCUCAAGCUCCUCUUUCAGCCACAGAUCGACAAACUUUACGCCAACAUGCAAUAA